This is a messenger RNA of Pelobates cultripes (western spadefoot toad), 366 nucleotides long. NCBI's taxonomy places the organism in Eukaryota, Metazoa, Chordata, Amphibia, Anura, Pelobatidae. The record is from the annotation of a GenBank genome assembly.
AUGGCGUCGGAAGAUUCCGCGCCUUCAUCACCGGCAUCCGACCUGCACACGGGAGGCUCUGAAAGACCCCCAUGGAUGGACCUCCUGAGAGCUCUGCCCACAAAGGAAGACCUCCGCUCGGCCACCUCAGAGCUGGGAGCUACAAUAAGGCAAGACAUUCAGGCACUGAGGGCUGACAAACUGCAUGAGCCACGUGACAGCCUGAGAAAGGCCCAGAACACACUAGCUGAGGCUGCAGAAACCUCCUCAGAACAGGUACGUCGCAUGUCCCUACACAUUGAGGACUUGGACAACAAUAAAUUAAGGCUGCGCGGCCUCCCUGAAACUGAGGACUCCCCCCAGCAACUACAGGAAACUAGACCGUGA